AGCAGCUAUGAAUGAAUAGGAACGCAUUACGAUACGAGAACCGGUGAACUAGGCACUGCUACUCCAGGCUGGUGGUCUUCCUUUGAAAUCCAAGCCGGUAGUUCGUUGUGAGCCACGCAGAGAUUUCCCAGCGAGGGCGGAAGUGCAUCUUCGAACCCCUGAGUUUGUGUGCGUUUGUAUUCAUGCAGGCCAAAGGUGGUGAUUAAGUGCCCGGCCGAUAACAUUGCUGUUAACUAGUACCUGCUGCUAUCAGAGAGAUCUCCUGUCCGGUACCUGUUGAGAGAAGGUGACCGAAAUGUCGCACGACAUGCUGAACAUCGUUGUGGUGGGAGAUGGUACUGUCGGGAAGACUUGUCUGCUGCAUGCCUACACGGAUGAAAGCUUCAAGAAUUUCUAUCAGCCAACCAUAUACGACAAAGAAUCGAUAGAAAUGACCUUGGACGGACAGCGGCACACGAUACAGCUACACGACACAGCCGGUCAGGAAGAUUAUGAUCGUAUACGUCAACAGUUUUAUAAGAAGGCUCAUUGUUUUAUGCUUUGCUACAGUAUUGAUAAACGGGUCACAUAUGAAAAUAUCACAUCGAAAUGGAUCCCAGAACUAACCGCAGAGAAACGAAUUCCGAUUGUGUUAAUAGCCACGAAAUUGGAUCUCCGCAAAGACAUAAACACCGAGGUCAGCACGGCCCAAGGAGAAAGGCUCAAACGUACGAUCAACGCUAACUCGUUUGUGGAGUGUUCGGCGAAACAAAACAUAAACGUGAAGCUUGCCGUGGAAGAAGCCGUCCGAGCGUGCUUCCAGGGUGUACCUGAGCCGGAAAAGGAAGACCGGUGCUGCGGGCUGUGUUCCAUAUCAUAGGUUAAGGAGUUCUUAUGUUGUUCUAGUGAUAACUUGGGAAGCGGAAUCGUGAUGUUUUGUAUUAUGUUUAAUUGUUCAUUUAAUUUUAUUGUUUUGUAUUCACAAACAGCUACCUUGCCCUGUUUGAUAGUUUUGCCUUUCUCGUACACCAAGGUGUACCGAAAGGCUAUAUGUUCACUCCAAAAACGAAAAUUUGAUAGAGCCUCCGGAGGGGUCAAGUGUUAUAUACCAAUCGACUCAGCUCGACGAGUUGAGAUGAUGUCUGUGUGUGUAUGUGUGUGUGUGUGUAUGUAUGUGUGUGCGUAUGUGUGUGUGUGUGUGUACAAAAAAGGUCACCUAACUUUUAGAUAGUAAACAUCAACCGAUUUUAACGACCGACGGUUCAUUCGACGCGGAAUCUGGUCCCAUUGUUUCCUAUUGAAAAUGGUCCGGAUCGGUCCAGCCGUUCCGGAGUUAUGGCCAUUUAGGUGUUCCGGAUCGGUACCCCAGGAAGCGGCCAGAUAUGAAAAUGCAACAAACCCAGGCAUGCGACCCACCAAACCACGGCAUUUUCGAUUAUUUGAUGAACGGGAAGUAGGAAAAUAGUCUCAGACUAUAUCUGAACCGGUAGUGUUCCGGAACCGGUUCCGGGUGUCCUGCCGGAAGUGGGCAAUAAAAAAAUUGAGCCAAACCCAUGCAUGCGACGCAUCAAAGAGCGGCUUUUUCGAUAAACAGAUGAACGGUAAGCAGGAAAAUAGUUUAAUACCUUAUCUGAACCGGUUGUGUCCCGAAACCGGUUCCAGGUGUCCCGCCGGAAGUGGCCAAAUAUAAAAUUGAACAUAACCCAUGCAUGCGACACAUCAAAGAGCGGCUUUUGCGAUAACCAGUUGAAUGGUAAGCAGGAAAGUAGUUUCAGACCAUAUUUGAACCGGUAGUGUUCCGGAACUGGUUCCGGGUGUCCUGCCGGAAGUGGCCAAUAAAAAAAUUGAGCCAAACCCAUGCAUGCGACGCAUCAAAGAGCGGCUUUUUCGAUAAGCAGAUGAACGGUAAGCAGGAAAAUAGUUUAAUACCUUAUCUGAACCGGUUGUGUCCCGAAACCGGUUCCAGGUGUCCCGCCGGAAGUGGCCAAAUAUAAAAGUGAACAUAACCCAUGCAUGCGACACAUCAAAGAGCGGCUUUUGCGAUAACCAGUUGAAUGGUAAGCAGGAAAGUAGUUUCAGACCAUAUUUGAACCGGUAGAGUUCCGGAACCGGUUCCGGGUGUCCUGCCGGAAGUGGCCAAUAAAAAAAAUUGAGCCAAACCCAUGCAUGCGACGCAUCAAAGAGCGGCUUUUUCGAUAAGCAGAUGAACGGUAAGCAGGAAAAUAGUUUCAUACCGUAUUUGAACCGGUUGUGUUCCGGAACCGGUUCCAGGUGUACCGUCGGAAGCGACCAAUUAAAAAACUGAACUAAACCUAUGCAUGCGACACACCAAAUAGCGGCUUUAUCGAUAACCGGAUGAACGGUAAGCAGGAAAAUAGUUUCAGAUCAUAUCUGAACCGCUUAUAUAUUAAACUGACGAAGUUGAAGGGGUAAAUUAAAUUGAAUGCAUCUGACGAUGACCGAAGAAUAGUAGGUCGAAACGCUUAACAAGCUGUUUCCGAUAUUUGUCACCGAUAAUUACCAAUCAAUCCACAAAUAACAUAUCUGAAUCGGUUGUGUUCCGGAACCGGUUUCAGGUGUCCCGCCGGCCAGUUAAAAAGGUGAACCAAACCCAUGCAUAUUUAUAAAACAUCAAAUCAUCAAAAACGUUGGAUAACCAGAUAAAAGGGCAGCAAGAAAAUAGUCUCUGAUCACACCUAAGAUUGCCAGCAGUGUUGCAGAAUCAGGAUUGGAUGCAUCGCUGAAAUUACGAGGGUGAACAAAAUCAAUGCAAGCGAUAAAUAUGCGUAAAAGAACAAAAUCUUAACAAAAAUUGAAGCGUUCUUGUCAAAUCACACCAUUUUACAUUCCUGAGACGUAAUUAUACAGUAGGAUGAAUCAACGUUGUAUGGAGAAAUUUUUCAUUUUGAGGAAGGGCACAAAUAAAUAGGGGAAAUCGGGGUAUAUCCCUUUUUAUACCGACACCCCUUUUUUUACCGAAACCAUUGACUUUUCUGCUAAACUUUUAAUGCAUAAGUAUAAAGGAACAAGUCAUCGUUCUAUUUUUCAAAGGUACCAUUCAUAUGCCUCCGAAAUAACCUAAAUAUCAUUGAAAUUGAAAUAUGUUUUUCAUAUGGUGAAAUUCUUAUAAUUUCAAAGCAGCAGAAAAUAAGGUAUUACGAGUGUUUGAGCGUGUCCACCAUAAAAACAAGUGAAUUGCUACCUUUUCUGCAUGUAUACGUAGAUUUAGCAAUGGAUAAAUUAUUUUAUUUGUGAUUAGCAUUUACUCGAAAUAUAAAUUUCAAUGUUGUAGUCGAUUUGGGGCGAAAUGAACUCUGGCAAUUACAAAUAGAUGUUGUACACGCAUUGCAUACUGUUAGACGUAUAAAAGUGUUUGAAAAAAAAUCAAUUGGAUUAUUUUAGCCAGAAGUUUUAUUAAUUAACUUUGAUGUUAUGUUAACUCGAUGGGUGUCCAUUUCGCCCCGUAUCUUCUCUGCCAGCCCUAAAAAACACACGAUUUACAUUUCAUUAUUUCUUCACAAUAAAUACAUUCUACCUGUUGUAAAUGAUUGAAAUACGUAGGAAACAAACUAAAGUUGUAAGCCAACUGAUAAUAUGUUAAGGUUUUCUCUGUUAUGCAGGUCUAACGUACUCAUUUGCUUAGGGUGUCCAUUAUGCCCCUAAUCCCCCUUAACCAAUACAUUUUAAAAUUUUAAAGUGAAAUUAGAGUCCUCCAGAAAAUUUAUUACCAAACCCGAUGAGUUAAGCGGAUUUGCUCAUUGUUUGGGUAUUUUUUCAUCAAAUACAUUAAUUAUUUAUCAACCCUACUCCCCCAUUGAUAAGUCAACGAGCACUGUGACAAAAAUAGAAAAUAUGAUUUGUUCAGGAACACUUCGGUUUAUGGCUCUUGAGUACUAUUCGACGAGAGUAGUAGUAGUAUUCGACGAGAAAGGCACUAUCACCACUAGGUGGAUUAAUCUGGGUUUUUUUUUUAUAAAGUUAAGAACACAUACGCUAGAAAAAACGUAAAUAAACUAACGAUAACACGACAA
Messenger RNA from Aedes albopictus (Asian tiger mosquito), 4010 nucleotides. RefSeq lists its product as uncharacterized. The record is from RefSeq and is a predicted model, not a curated record. The transcript has 5 exons. The coding region runs from base 296 to 859 and encodes 187 amino acids. Gene Ontology annotation, molecular function: GTPase activity; GTP binding. Gene Ontology annotation, biological process: small GTPase-mediated signal transduction. NCBI's taxonomy places the organism in Eukaryota, Metazoa, Arthropoda, Insecta, Diptera, Culicidae.